AUGUCGCUCGAUCACGAAAGCUCGGUCGCUAUCCCAGAGUCAAGGUUCCGUCCUUGGGGACUCAGACAGAUUGGGAUACAAAUUAUUCCUUCAAAUUCACGCGUGGCCGCUGAAUCUUCCGGACCGAGAGGUCAGAUUCGGUUUCAGCAACCGGCAAGUGUGGCAGCCGAGCCAAUCGGCGCGGCGCGACGCAUUUCUGUUGAGAAUUUUCUCGAUGCAUGUACAAUAAAGCGUUUCCUCAUGACUAUGGAAGAUGGCCGAGAAGCCGUGGCUAAGGUAUCGAAUCCUAAUGCCGGCAUUUCGCACUUCACUACGGCCAGUGGAGUUGCCACAGUGAAGCUUGUGAGUUAA
This is a messenger RNA of Penicillium canescens, 351 nucleotides long. Its product is annotated as phosphotransferase enzyme family protein. The record is from RefSeq and is a predicted model, not a curated record. Bases 1 to 351 code for a protein of 116 amino acids. The transcript is spliced from 2 exons. Lineage: Eukaryota; Fungi; Ascomycota; Eurotiomycetes; Eurotiales; Aspergillaceae.